Messenger RNA from Fusarium venenatum, 2757 nucleotides. Its product is annotated as P-loop containing nucleoside triphosphate hydrolase protein. The record is from RefSeq and is a predicted model, not a curated record. NCBI's taxonomy places the organism in Eukaryota, Fungi, Ascomycota, Sordariomycetes, Hypocreales, Nectriaceae. Gene Ontology annotation, molecular function: microtubule binding; GTP binding; GTPase activity. Gene Ontology annotation, cellular component: membrane; microtubule; cytoplasm.
AUGAGUGGACUACUCGCCGCUGGGUUGCGGCCUCUUCCACGCAGGACUACGGUCCUUCCCGUCAGACACUUGCAUCUACAUCGUCAAUCUACGGGUGGCCUCCUCCAAGCUGAUGCUGCGAUUCGAGCGACACGAAAACGAAUGUGGCAAGGCGGAAACAAUGCUUUUCACAAUGCUGUCACUACAAGGAAUGCCUCCUUUGCUAGAUUCUUGCCUAAACUUAUGGUCAAGUUUCUGAGGGUGCCGGCAAUGUUUGGCGGUGUGGCCAUCGGUGCUUUUGCCUGGGUUCAAUACCAAGCAGCUCAGGCCGGCACAUUCGCGGUGAAUCUAUUCAACACAACCACAGAUACCGUUUCGAGCGCAGCUUCGAGCUUAUUUGGCGGUGCCAAGGACAUAGCUGAUCAAGUAAAUCGAGGAUGGGAAUCUACGAAAGAGAAAGCCGAACUACCCGAUUGGGUCAAACAAAUCCUAAAACUUCAAGAAGAUGUUGGUACUGGCGGUUCAGGCGGUUCAGGCGGUGGCGAGCCGAAGCAGAGCAAGGUUGGUGCCGCAGCUGCUGUGGGUGCUACAGCUGCUGCUUAUGGCUACGACCAGUCGGACGAUGAGGAUCCUCGAAAUGUCGAACAGGUGGCUAAGGACGACCAGAUGAUGCUUCUAACCAAGAAGAUGAUCGAGAUUCGAACUAUUCUCCAAAAGGUUGGACAGUCCAGCACCUUGACUCUUCCCUCCAUUGUGGUUAUAGGAUCCCAGUCUUCGGGAAAGAGCUCCGUCUUGGAGGCCAUUGUUGGUCACGAAUUUCUCCCAAAGGGUUCCAACAUGGUUACAAGGAGGCCAAUUGAGCUGACUCUCGUCAACACGCCAUCUGCUAAGGAGGAGUAUGGCGAGUUUCCCGACCUAGGACUGAGACAUAUCACCGACUUUUCAUCAAUUCAGCGGACUCUAACCGAACUCAACCUUGCCGUCCCCGAUAGCCAGUGUGUCUCUGACGACCCAAUUCAUCUAACCGUCUACUCCCCGAACGUGCCCGACCUGUCACUUAUCGAUCUUCCCGGAUACAUCCAAGUUGUAGGACAAAACCAACCCCUGGAAUUAAAGCAGAAAAUUUCCGAGCUUUGUGAUAAGUACAUUCAGCCUCCUAAUGUCAUCCUUGCCAUCUCUGCUGCCGAUGUGGAUUUAGCAAACUCGACUGCUCUCCGCGCGUCUCGCAGGGUUGACCCUAGGGGUGAGCGAACAAUCGGUGUGGUUACUAAGAUGGACUUGGUCGAUCCUGUCCGUGGGGCAAACAUCUUGAAUGAUCAACAGUACCCCUUGAGGCUGGGGUAUGUGGGCGUGAUUUCCAAGGCGCCUCAAAACCAAGGACUAUUCAAGAUGGGCAACACCAAUCGGCUUGCCCAAAUUAACAAACAAGAGAAGACCUUCUUUGACGCCCACCCCAGGGAAUUCGGUCCUGGAGCUGAAGUCAAUGUUGGAACCAAGACGCUCCGCAAGAAGCUUAUGCAUGUCUUAGAACAGACAAUGUCUGGAAGCCUACAAAGCACCAGUGAUGCUAUUCGACAAGAGCUUGAGGAGGCCACAUACGAGUUUAAGGUUCAAUAUAACGACCGCCCGCUUUCGGCCGAAUCUUAUCUUGCAGAGAGUUUGGAUUCCUUCAAGCACUCUUUCAAGCAGUUUGCCGAGGAGUUUGGACGUCCUCAGAUGCACGAGCUUCUGAAGCAGGAACUGGACCAGAAGGUCCUUGACUUGCUCGCGGCCAGGUAUUGGAACAAGCCCAUCGAAGAUCUCUCGCCAGUGAAUCCCGACUUGGACAAUCUAGCAGAUCUACCGAAAGCUCCUGCCGAUUCUCUUUACUGGCACCGACAGUUGGAUGCUUCUACAUCCGCGCUUACGAAGCUCGGUGUUGGGCGUUUGGCCACCACUGCGGUUGCCUCUUCUAUACAGGCUCACAUCGACUCCCUCAUCAGCAAUUCCAGCUUCUCCAGCAACCCUACCACCCGUCAGGCUAUCUUGGAAGCCGCCUCGAGCAUUCUUAGCGAUAAGUUUUACAGCACCAGCGACCAAGUGGAAAACUGCAUCAAACCCUAUAAAUUCGAGAUCGAACUCGAGAACCAGGAGUGGACUAAGGGACGUGAUCACGUGGGUGCUGUGCUUAAGAAGGAGCUCCAGGACUGCGAGAGAGCCUUGAAAAACCUCGAGGAUAGUGUCGGCGGAAGACGAAAAAUCAAAGAUGUCAUGACCUACGUCGAUAAGGCCCGUAAGGGUGAGGUCGUGGUUGAGGGCGAUAACCGUAGCGGCGCCGGUGGCUUCAGCGCUGCUCUUCUGAGCAAGGGAUGUGAGGCUGUUUUCCUACGUGACAGAGCCGAUAUCAUCAAGAUGCGCCUGCUUGCAGUCAAAUCCAAGCAGUGUGCUGACCCCAAGAACAAGUACUACUGCCCUGAGGUUUUCCUUGAUGCCGCUGCGACGAAGAUGGCGUCCACUGCUGUUCUUUUCCUGAACGUGGAGCUCCUCACAGAGUUUUAUUAUAGCUUUCCUAGGGAGCUGGAUCGUCGUCUUGGUCGCCAGCACCUAUCUGACGACGAGAUCGAGAAAUUCGCUAAGGAAGAUCCCAAGAUCCGUCGGCAUCUGGAGGUCAUUCGCCGCAAGGAAUUGCUUGAGCUGGUUCUCGAGAAAAUGGAGAGCCUGAGGCAGCUCGACGGCCGUGAACGAACAAACGCUAACGCCAGACGAGACCGUAAGCAAGGUCGUUGGGGCCUAUUCUAA